UCUACAACACCAUUUCUACUUCCUCUCUCUCUCUCUCGCCAAUCUCUCCAGAUGCCCAAAUCCUCUCCUCGCCGCUGCUUUAAUUGCCAUUAUCUUCUCCACCGCGUUAGAUUCCGUACUCCGUCCUACUCCCACCAUCUCCGCCGCCUUCAUCCGCCUCCUCCUCUGUCUCCGCCGCAUUAUACAUGUUUACUAUGAUAACCAUCCUAGGGUUUCUCUGCGCCCCGCUGAUUGUGGGCGCUGGGUGAGGAAAUCUCUUGAGAUAUGCCGGUUCCUGGGACCCUAGAGUUUCAGGUUCUCCUUAUUGGAUUCGUGCUGCUCGUCUUCCUCCUCGUUCGCCGGCAAUGGCGAGCCUCCGCGGCGAGGAAGGAGGAGGUUUUUCGACUUGUUGCCUUCGCGACGGAGCAAUCUUACAUGGCGGAGGUACGAGCCGUUGCAAACUACGAGUAUGUCUCUGCUCCAAAAGUCCAUCGUUGCGCUGUUUGUCUCUACCCCACCACCACACGAUGCGCUCAGUGCAAAUCCGUUCGUUACUGUUCUAGCAAGUGUCAAAUUCUUCACUGGCGACAAGGUCACAAGGAUGAAUGUUGCCCUCCUUCUGGUCGCGAGUUUGAAAAGGAGGAGACUUUUAAAUCUGAUGAUUCAAGAGUAACAAAUAUGGGUUUUCCAUCCCACGGGACUGGGAAUGAAUCACUGGCUGAGUCUACUGAAAAUGGCCAUCUGAAUCAUGGUGGUGCUUCUGUUGAUGUCGACUGUGAUAUCUCCAGAAGUAGGCCUAAUGACCAGACACAAGCAAGCUCUAAAGCUAUGGAUUUCUCUCGUUCAUUAAGUCACAAGAAUAAUUUAUCUGAGACAAGAAAACUGAAUAGACAGAAAACACGUACUCGCCCUGAGGAGGUUGAUUCAGCAACAAUGUAUUCUAAGGGCAAGGCUGCUGCUUUUAGUGAUGUCCCACCACGAACAUUUAGCACUAGGAAGUCAGCUAGAUCGGGGGAUUCUUUAGAAAUGUCGAAUUUAGAUCAAUCUUCGUUACUUGAAGAGGAAGAAGGAGAUUUGAAUGUACUUGAACACGGAAAAGCUAAAUCUUUAAGAAAUGGUGGUUCUACAGAGAUGCCCUCUUCAUUAUCUGCUGCUCAUGCUUCAACUGGUUCAAAAACUCUGUUACCUUCAAAAUCGGGUGAUAAGCCAUAUAUAUCUCUGGCUGCUCGGAGUGGCCUGAAAGCAUCAGUGCAGAAAGUUGUACAGCAUUUCAGAGCCUCAAAUUCAUCAAAGUUGCCCCAGUCUUCCAGUGCCAUCGAUGAAGUUACUGGAAGAUAUAAUUUCAAGAUGAGCUUUCCAUAUGAGACGUUUGUGAAACUUUAUUUUUGUGAUGGAGUGGAAUUACACCCGUUUGGUCUUGUGAACUGUGGGAACAGUUGUUAUGCAAAUGCUGUUCUCCAGUGCUUGGCAUUCACUCGGCCACUUAUGUCAUACCUUUUUAGGGGUUUACAUUCUAAAGCAUGUCGAAAGAAGAGCUGGUGUUUUGUCUGUGAGUUCCAACAUUUAAUUUUAAAGGUGAGGGAAGGAGAAUCUCCUCUGUCACCUAUCAAGAUCUUGUCCAAAUUACAGAAAAUCGCAAAGCAUCUUGGUCCUGGAAGGCAAGAAGAUGCCCAUGAAUUUCUAAGGUGUGCUGUUGAUACCAUGCAGUCUGUUUUUCUCAAGGAAGCUGAUGCUGCUAACCAGUUUGCAGAAGAUACAACUUUAAUAGGCCUUACAUUUGGCGGAUAUCUGCACUCAAAGAUAAAGUGCAUGCAUUGCCGCCACAAGUCUGAGCGAUCUGAGCUAAUGAUGGAUUUGACGGUUGAGAUUGAAGGUGACAUAGGAAGCCUCGAAGAGGCACUUACUCAAUUUACAGCUUACGAGGUCUUAGAUGGCAAUAACCGCUACUACUGUGGCAGAUGUAAAUCAUAUAAAAAAGCAAAAAAGAAGUUGAUGAUAUUAGAGGCACCCAAUAUUCUUACCAUUGUGUUGAAACGGUUUCAAUCUGAUAACUUUGAGAAGCUGAGUAAACGGAUAUAUUUUCCCGAGGUUCUGGAUAUCGCACCGUACAUGAAUAGCCCGAAUGACAGCUCGCCUCUGUAUAGUCUUUAUGCAGUGGUGGUUCACUUGGAUGUCAUGAACACCGCGUAUUCAGGCCACUAUGUUUGUUACAUAAAGACCCUCCAAGGAGAAUGGUUCAGGAUUGAUGACAGCACUGUAACUCAUGUUGAGUUGGAGACCGUCUUGCUAGAAGAAGCAUACAUGCUUCUCUACGCAAGGCAUUCCCCGAGACCCCCAGCAUCAUUGAGCAAGAAUGUAGUAGUCUCUCGUGGUCGGAAGUCAAAGGAGAGAAGAAACUUGGAAGCAAUUCCGUCGAGCCGUGAUAAUGAUCCGUUAUUCUCCUCCAUUACAAAACAGAGAGAUUGCAAGGUUUCGUUGUCUGGAUCUCAUCAGAGGAUGCCUCGGGUGGAUUCGUCAAGUGGCAGUUUAUCUUCCCUUUUCAGCUCAUCGGACACGAGCUCUUGCAGCACUUCCAGCACGAGAGAUUCACAUUUGGAGAACUUGUCGGAUUAUUUGUUUGGUGGUCACUGAACCAGUUUUAUACUUCCUGUUUGUAAGUAACAAUGACAGCAGCAGUAGUGGUAACAAUGACAUCAGCUCUAACGUUUUGUUGAGGUUGAGUUGGUAUUACUGAACAUACCAACCUGGUAUCAUAAGAAAACUAAGUUGGUUUA
Molecule: messenger RNA, 2753 nt
Organism: Tarenaya hassleriana
Lineage: Eukaryota; Viridiplantae; Streptophyta; Magnoliopsida; Brassicales; Cleomaceae
Product: ubiquitin carboxyl-terminal hydrolase 17
Exons: 12
Coding region: 265-2610 (781 amino acids)
Biological process (GO): protein deubiquitination
Cellular component (GO): cytosol; nucleus
Molecular function (GO): cysteine-type deubiquitinase activity; cysteine-type endopeptidase activity
Source: RefSeq, a predicted model, not a curated record